AAUUGUUUCAACCACUGCGACACCUCGACCACCUGCUGCUAAUCUACUGCUGCACACAAUGACGCGAGCAGGCCUCCCCGUCGUCGACGCCACUCCCCUGGCGCAACCGCUGCAGUUCUCCUUCUCGCAGCGCAGCGCCCCCAACCGGUUCCUCAAGGGGGCGAUGAGCGAGCGGCUCUCGAGCUGGUCCGCCACCGAGCUGGACGCGCGCGGCAUCCCCUCGGACGAGCUGAUUGAAGCCUACCGGGUGUGGGGGGCGGGACAGAUCGGGCUCCUCCUGACCGGCAACGUGAUGAUCGAUCCCGCCCACCUCGAAGCCGCCGGCAACCUCAUCCUUCCCGCCUCCGCCGCCCCCGAAGCAGGCGACGAGCGGUUCCAGCGGUUCCAGCAACUGGCCGCCGCCGCGAAGACGCACGGGUCCCUGAUUGUCGCGCAGGUCAGCCACCCGGGCCGCCAGACGUCGGAAUUGCUGCAGCCGCACCCCAUCAGUGCCAGCGACGUCCAGCUCGUCGGGCAGGUGCUGGGCAGCACCUUCGCCAAGCCGCGUGCGGCCACCGAGGCCGACCUCCAGCAGGUGGUGGAGGGGUUCGCCCACGCCGCCGCCUACCUUGAGCGCGCCGGGUUUGACGGGAUUCAGCUGCACGCCGCCCACGGCUACCUGCUCAGCCAGUUCCUAUCGGAGACCACCAACCGCCGCACCGAUCGCUACGGCGGCUCGCUCGAGAACCGCAUGCGGUUGAUCCUGGAGAUCCGCGAGGCGAUCGCCCAGCGCGUGCGGCCGGACUUUGUGGUGGGGAUCAAGGUGAAUAGCGUCGAAUUUCAGCCGAACGGGUUUCAGCCGGACGAGGCGCGGCAACUGUGUCAGGCGUUGGAGGCGCAUCGGUUUGACUUUGUGGAGUUGUCGGGGGGAACGUAUGAGAAUUGGAAGAUGGGCGAUGAGGAGGAGGAGAAGCGUGAUUCGACGAAGAAGCGGGAGGCUUUCUUCAUGGAAUUCGCCCAGAACAUCGUCUCCUCCCUCUCCACUACCAAGUCCUAUCUGACCGGCGGGUUCCGGUCCGCCCAGGCGAUGGUCAAGGCGCUGGACACGCUGGACGGGGUCGGACUCGGUCGGCCGCUGUGCCAGGAGCCGUUCCUGUGUCGCGACAUCCUCAGCGGCAAGGCCACCGGGGCGCUGGAGCUGGUCAUCCCUGCGUAUGAUUUCGGGCUGACGGCUGUGGCGGCAUGCAUUCAGAUCCGCCAGCUGGGCCGUGGGUUGGCGCCGAUUGAUUUGACGGACAAGAAGAAUGCCGAGCAGCUCGUCCAGGCGGUGGUGCAGCGGAGUCAGCUGAAGGGGAAGGAUGUCUCGCAGGAAGCGGUUUGGCCGCCGUUGAUUCCGGGCUAUAAUAUUCCUUUAGCUGUUGAGGCUUGAUUCAUGCUUUUUGUAUGUACAGAUAGACUAGCUAUGUUACUGCCG
Molecule: messenger RNA, 1453 nt
Organism: Aspergillus saccharolyticus JOP 1030-1
Lineage: Eukaryota; Fungi; Ascomycota; Eurotiomycetes; Eurotiales; Aspergillaceae
Product: NADH:flavin oxidoreductase/NADH oxidase family protein
Exons: 2
Coding region: 59-1408 (449 amino acids)
Molecular function (GO): FMN binding; oxidoreductase activity
Source: RefSeq, a predicted model, not a curated record